CACGGCUCCAUGCUCUUGCUCAUCCCAGCUCGCGAUGACGUCCCACUCACGCACCCACCCACUGGCGGUCCGGUUCGUCUCUUGGCCUCUGCGUCAGCCCCGUCUCGUGUCGCUGUCCAAGCGUUUCGCCUGGCGCAGCCGUUCAUUUUCGCUUCCUACUCGUGACUGACGAUGCUGUACUCAGCUUGGUCUUGGCGAACUCUGCUCCCGCUUGCCGUCUAUUCAGUUUGUGUGCCGGGGAGCUCUAUCAUCGGGUGAUAUGCCGUUUCUAGCCUCGUCCUAGUCUGUCCUAAACGCGGUACCGAGGGCCUGAGUGCCAGCUGUAUCGCGCCAAUCGACGACCGGGCUUGUGUCGUGUAUGUUUUUUUCUCAUCCGCAGAAUGCUAGGGAACGGCCCCGACGAGACCGCGUUGCGUUUGCGCGCCUGCGCGACGAGUUGGCCGAGGAGAGGCAGGGAGGCUGUUUAUCCGAAUCCAAGGGAUGCUGUGCGAGCAUGUGCGCAAGGAUUGUCCUGCGCACCCACAAUCGCUGGACCGGCGGACCGUCGCUUCCCGAGGUCUCGCAUUUAGAUGAAUUCUGGGGAGUAUAAAGGAUGCACGCUCUGGCUGAUAUUCUCCUCAGUUCUCAAGCUUUCUUUGCACCGAAAACAAGGACUACCACAAUGCGCACUGCUUUCAUUGCCAUCACCAUCUACCUCCUUGCAGCGUCCGCUGCAAUCGUGAAACGAGCGUCAGUGAAUGACGUCGCGACCGUUGGAUACGCGACACUCAACGGAGGAACGAGCGGAGGAUCUGGCGGUCCGACGACGACGGUGUCCACCCUCGAUGCGCUCACCUCGGCUGUUGCCGGUACUGCCAAGAAGAUUGUACUCAUCUCAGGCACUAUCACGGGGAACGCUGUAGUGAAAAUCGGAUCGAACACCUCUCUCAUCGGAAAGUCGGGCUCCGCCCUCGUCGGUGUCGGUUUGCGCGUGCUCAACGAGAAAAACGUGAUCAUCCGCAACGUCAAGAUCUCCAAGGUUCUCGCUUCGGCUGGGGAUGCGAUCGGAGUCCAAGCGUCGAGUCAAGUCUGGGUUGACCACGCCGACCUCUCAUCGGACCGCUCCCACGACAAAGACUUUUACGAUGGCCUGCUCGAUCUCACGCACGGAAUCACUGGUGUCACGAUCACCAACAGUUUCCUGCGCGACCACUGGAAAGCGUCGCUCGUUGGCCACUCUGACAGCAACGGCGCGGAGGACACUGUCAUCACGGUGACCUUUGCAAACAACUACUGGCGCAAUCUGAACUCUCGCACGCCCUCGCUGCGCUUCGGACACGCCCACAUCUACAACAACCUCUUCGAGAGCAACAGUGACGGUCUCAACACCCGUGACGGCGCCCAGAUGCUCGUCCAGAACAACGUCUUCGUCAACAUCACCAACGCGAUCAAGAGCACCGAUGGCGGCUUCGCCGUCGCUACCGGAAACGACUUUGGCGGCGCGACCAACACCGCCCCGACCGGCUCGUUCACAUCCCCGCCCUACUCGGCAUUCUCGCUGCUCCCCGUCUCGAGUGUCAAGUCUACCGUCUCGGGUGGUGCCGGCCAGACGCUCUCCUUCUGAGCAGGCCUGGACAAAGAGCAAGAACAAAGGAAAGUAGUUGAUCGAAUGUAUAUACGUACCAGUGUGUCACGAACAAACAGUCUGAGCGAAAUGAAGCGAUAGCGAGUGUCAUGAUCACCGGCUGAUAAAACCAAGUCCCCCUCUCAGCUCG
Mycena citricolor is the source of this 1754-nucleotide messenger RNA. Lineage: Eukaryota; Fungi; Basidiomycota; Agaricomycetes; Agaricales; Mycenaceae. The record is from the annotation of a GenBank genome assembly.